This is a messenger RNA of Pichia kudriavzevii, 1641 nucleotides long. RefSeq lists its product as uncharacterized. Gene Ontology annotation, molecular function: serine-type carboxypeptidase activity. NCBI's taxonomy places the organism in Eukaryota, Fungi, Ascomycota, Pichiomycetes, Pichiales, Pichiaceae. Gene Ontology annotation, biological process: proteolysis. The record is from RefSeq and is a predicted model, not a curated record. Bases 1 to 1641 code for a protein of 546 amino acids. Gene Ontology annotation, cellular component: fungal-type vacuole. The transcript has a single exon.
AUGAAACUUACCAACAUAACUGCACUACUUAUUGGUGCUUAUUUGUCAACAACCAAUGCCGCUUUAAUUUUGCCAGACACUCUCAGAGACUCGAUGCAGAAUCCCUUGAAGUUAAAGGAUUCCAUUGGCGAGAAUGUCGUUGGCAAGGCAACGACUUUCUUGGAGAAGGCGGCCGAUAUCACCGGCCAAAACCUCAACGACUUGGAUGAUAAUAUCAAGCAAGUUUGGGCCGAGAUGGAAUUCAAGUUCCCCAAUACCAUCAAACAAUUCCAAAUGAGUUCGGAGCCACAGUUCAAGAUCUCCAAAAGGCCUGCUGAGUUUUGGGACUUUUUAGUUGAAAACAAGGAGAAACUCACUGACUAUAAAUUGAGGGUAAAGAAAACAGAACCUGGAGAAUUAGGUAUUGACCAUACCAAACAGUACUCUGGAUAUUUGGAUGUUGAAAGUGAAGACAAACACUUUUUCUAUUGGUUCUUUGAAUCUAGAAAUGACCCAAAGAAUGAUCCUGUUGUUCUUUGGCUGAACGGCGGUCCAGGUUGUUCUUCCUUAACUGGGUUGUUCUUUGAAUUAGGUUCGUCUGCAAUCGAUGAAAAUUUGAAUCCUGUUUACAACCCUUACUCUUGGAAUAGUAACGCCUCUGUGAUUUUCCUUGAUCAACCAGUUAAUGUAGGUUACUCCUACUCUUCAGCUUCAGUAUCAGAUACAGUGGCUGCAGGGAAAGACGUUUACGCCUUCCUUGAGCUUUUCUUCCAACAAUUUCCCGAAUAUAACGGCCUACCAUUCCAUAUUGCCGCCGAAUCUUAUGGUGGUCAUUAUGUUCCUGUCUUUGCAUCAGAGAUUUUGUCACAUGCAGACAGAUCAUUUGACUUAACUUCUGUUUUGAUUGGUAACGGUCUAACCGAUCCUUUAACUCAAUAUCCAGAAUAUGAAAAGAUGGCAUGUACUGAAGAAUCUGGAUACAAGCCUGUCCUAGAUGAAACAGAAUGUGAAGGCAUGCUCGCUAAUUUGCCAAGGUGCUUGUCAUUUAUCGAAUCAUGUUAUGAGUCUGAGUCCGUAUUCUCUUGUGUUCCUGCUUCCAUUUACUGUAACAAUGGUCAGAUUGGACCUUAUCAAAAGACCGGAAGAAAUGUCUAUGAUGUCCGGAAGAUGUGCGAAGGAUCUUCCUUAUGUUAUAAAGGCUUGGAAUAUAUUGACCAAUACUUAAAUCAAGACUUUGUUAAAGAAAAGUUAGGUGCUGAAGUUGAGACCUAUGAAUCAUGUAAUUUCGACGUUAACAGAAACUUUUUAUUUGCUGGAGAUUGGAUGAAACCAUACCAUAAGAACGUAAUUGAUUUACUUGAAAAGGAGAUACCAGUCUUAAUCUAUGCUGGAGAUAAGGAUUUUAUCUGCAAUUGGUUGGGAAAUAAGGCAUGGACUAACGAAUUGGUAUGGUCUGGAAAGGAAGACUUCCAGGAUGCAAAAAUCAAGAAAUUGUUCUCCGAUAGUGGCAAAACUCAAAUUGGUGAGGUCAAGAAUUUCGAACACUUUACAUUUGCGAGAAUGUUUGAUGGUGGUCAUAUGGUUCCUUAUGAUCAACCAGAAGCUUCAUUGACCAUGUUCAACAGAUGGAUUUCAGGUGAUUAUGCAUUAGGCACAAAAUAA